Prionailurus viverrinus (fishing cat) is the source of this 2792-nucleotide messenger RNA. It is a transcript of the gene TAS1R2, whose product is annotated as taste 1 receptor member 2. Gene Ontology annotation, biological process: sensory perception of sweet taste; G protein-coupled receptor signaling pathway. Gene Ontology annotation, cellular component: sweet taste receptor complex; membrane. Gene Ontology annotation, molecular function: G protein-coupled receptor activity; sweet taste receptor activity. NCBI's taxonomy places the organism in Eukaryota, Metazoa, Chordata, Mammalia, Carnivora, Felidae. The record is from RefSeq and is a predicted model, not a curated record.
UUGUGAUCAUCGAGCAAGAUGGUGAAUGGCGAGCACACAGCAUGAUGCCUGGUUCUUCCUGGAACACCUGUCCUGGGCCAGGGGCCGUAUGUAAAGUACCACCUGCCAGGAUCAACUUGAUCCGGUUCUAUUCUGUCUCCUGGGUGAGUAUCUGUGUCCUUUGCUCUCAGAUGUUGGAAAUGCAGGGGCAUGGGACCUGUCCUUAACCGAGUGGCAGAAGGUUAAGUUUGUGUCCAAGAUAGCAGGACAUGGUUUCUCUACCUCCGCAGGGCGUUCUCCCAGACCUCCCAGGGCCCACCAUGCCCUCCUAGGAAGGGAUCAUACUAAUUCUAGCCUCUUCUUCCCCCCCAGGGUUCUCAAGCUUCUCCACCUGUCCAGGUGUUUCCCCACCCCUUCGGCCAUGGCAAGACCGUCACUAUGUAAAUGUCUGUGCAAAUCCCCUGGUGUCAAGCUGCCAGCUCUCUGAUGAGGCAGGGCCACCUCCGGGGACCCCUCACUUCCCAGCCAUGGGACCCCGGGCCAGGGAAGUCUGCUGCCUCAUCAUCCUGCCGCGGCUCCUGGCUGAGCCGGCUGAGAACUCAGACUUCUACUUGGCUGGGGAUUACCUCCUCGGCGGCCUCUUCACCCUCCAUGCCAACGUGAAGGGCAUCAUCCACCUCAACCUCUUGCAGGUGCCCCAGUGCAAGGAGUAUGAAAUAAAGGUGUUGGGCUAUGAUCUCAUGCAGGCCAUGCGCUUUGCAGGGGAGGAGAUCAACAGCCAGAGCAGCCUGCUGCCUGGCGUGCUGCUGGGCUACAAAAUGGUGGAUGGCUACAUCUCCAACAAUGUCCAGCCCAUGCUCCACUUCCCGGCAAAGGAGGACUGUUCCUUGCCCAUCCAGGAGGACUACAGCCACUGUGUGCCCUGUGUGGUGGCUGUCAUUGGCCCUGGCAACUCUGAGUCCACUGUAACUGUGGCCCGCUUCCUCUCUCUCUUCCUCCUUCCACAGGGGAGGCCCCUGGGUCCUGGGAUCACCUACAGCGCCAUCAGUGACGAGCUACGGGACAAGCAGCGCUUCCCGGCCCUUCUGCGCACAGCGCCGGGCGCCGAUCACCAGAUCGAGGCCAGGGUGCAGCUGAUGUUGUACUUCCCCCGGAACUGGAUCAUCGCGCUGGUGAGCAGCGGCGACUGCGGCUGCGACAACAGCCAGCUGCUCAGCGAUCGCCCGGCCGGCGGCGACACCUGCAUCGCCUUCCGGGAGACGCUGCCCAUGCCCCAGCCCAACCAGCCGGUGACGCAGUGGGAGCGCCGGCGCCUGAAGGCCAUCGUGGACGAGCAGCAGCGGCAGAGCUCUGCGCGCGUCGUGGUCCUGUUGUCGCCAGAGCUGGUCCUGCACAACUUCUUCCGCGAGGUGCUCCGCCAGAACCUCGCGGGCGUCGUGCGGAUCGCCUCCGAGUCCUGGGCCAUCGACCCGGUCCUGCACGACAGGCCCACGCGCUGCACAGCCUCCUGGGCUGCACCCAGACCAGCCGCUCCGAGCUCCGAGCGGGUCAUCUAUCCCUGGCAGCUGCUUCAGGAAAUCUGGAAGGUCAACUUCACCCUCCUGGGCCACCAGAUCUUUUUUGACCAGCGAGGGGACCUACUCAUGUGCCUGGAGAUCAUCCAGUGACGGUGGGACCUGAGCCAACCUUUCCGGAGCAUCGCCUCCUACUGCCCGGUGCUACAACGGCUGAGGGCCAUCUGUGACGUCUCCUGGCACACGGCCAACAGCACGAUCCCUGUGUCCAUGUGUUCCAAGGACUGCCAGCCUGGGCAAAGGAAGAAGCCCGUGGGUAUUCAUCCCUGCUGCUUCGAGUGUCUCGACUGCCUUCUGGGCACCUUCCUCAACCAUCUUGCAGACGAGUUUGGCUGCUGGCCCUGCCCGAGUUGCGGGUGGUCCCGGAGGAACGACGCUUCCUGCUUCAAGCGGCGGCUGGCCUCCCUUGAAUGGCGCGAGGCACCCGCCGUCGCUGUGGCCGUGCUGUCCAUCCUGGGCUCCCUCUGCACCCUGGCCAUCCUGGUGAUCUUCUGGAGGCACCGCCACGCGCCCAUGGUUCGCUCGGCCGGGGGCCCCAGGUGCUUCCCGAUGCCGAUGCCCCUGCUAGAGGUGACGGUCUCCAUGUACGUCGGGCAGCCCGCGUUUUUCACGUGCCUCGGCCGCCAGACCCUCUUCACCCUCUGCUUCACCGUCUGUAUCUCCCGUGUCACCGCGCGCUCUUUCCAGAUCGUCCGCGUCUUCAACAUGGCCAGGCGCCUCCCGCGUGCCUGUGGCUACUGGGUCCGCUACCACGGGCCCUAUGUCUUCAUGGCGUCCUUCACGGUGCUCAAGGUGGUCAUCGUGGCGGGCAACAUGCUGGCCGCAACCGCCGAACCCGCCGCCCGCCCCGACCCCGAUGACCCCAAGAUCGCGGUUCUCGCCUGCAACUACCACAACGUGCUCCUGUUCGACACCAGCCUGGACCCGUUUCUGUCCGGCGGCUUCGGCUUCGCCUGCGUGGGCAAGGAGCUGCCCACCACCCACAACGAGGCCAAGUUCAUCACCUUCCGCAUGACCUUCUAAUUCACCUCUUCCAUCUCCCUCCGUACCUUCAUGUCUGUCUACGAGGGGGUCCUGGUCACCAUCCUGCACCUCGUGGUCGCAGUGCUCAACCUUCUGGGCGCUUGGCCCCUGGGCUACUUCGGCCCCAAGUGCUGCGUGGUCUUCUCCUACCCGGAUCGCAACACGCCCGUCUACUUCAGCAGCAUGAUUCAGGGCUACACCACCAGGAAGGACUAG